Molecule: messenger RNA, 1200 nt
Organism: Callorhinchus milii (elephant shark)
Lineage: Eukaryota; Metazoa; Chordata; Chondrichthyes; Chimaeriformes; Callorhinchidae
Exons: 7
Coding region: 4-870 (288 amino acids)
Cellular component (GO): membrane; cell surface; cytoplasmic microtubule
Source: RefSeq, a predicted model, not a curated record
AGAAUGAACACAAUGGACGAAAGGUGUUUUCUGAUAAUAUUCUGUUUCUUCUGCUGGACACCCGUGGUAGUGGAGACUAAGAACCACACGAGGAUUCAGGCGGUGGAGGGAAGGGGUGUGAGGUUGCCGUGUUGGGCUGACAUGGGGGUCGACACCAAAAACCACCUCGACAUCGAAUGGAUGCUUGUUGGAAACGUCACGUCUCCUGUGAUAAUGAUGUUCAGCGGUGGAGUAGUUUACAAUUGCCUUUCCCCUCCGAAGAGCGAGAGAUUCUCCUUUGCCUCGAACAAUGUCUGGGCAGGAAACGCUUCCCUGUACAUCAGGUCCCUGGAGCUAAACGACAGCGGCAAUUAUCACUGUAAGAUCAAGCAGGGAGCAGCUCAUUAUCAGAACGUCGUGACUCUCAGCGUCAAGCAAGAUGACAAGUUUACCACCUGGAUUCCUGCCACUCUAUCCACUGUGACCGAGGACAUCACAGGUCAUUCAAAUAAGACAACAUCGCGUGACCUGAAGAUUGUAGAAAUCAGCGUUAUUCUUCUGUUAGUCUUUGUGCUGCUCCCGACAGUUUUUUUCAUUCAUUCGCUGCCAAACAUCAGGAAUCUGGUGCGAGCGUCAAGGGGAUCUUCAGACCAGACUGUUAGCUUUGAGUCUCAGCAGGUUCAGCAGUCCGGGGUGACAGAGUGCUUUAGUAAUGAAACGGCAGACUCCAUGUCACAAAAGUACAACACAACCCCUGCCUCGGCACUGAGUGACAGCGAAGAGAUCACCUACGCAUGCAUUCAGAACCUGAGUAGAGGCUCCGAGCAGAAUGAGCCAAUGGACAACUACCAAGACGUUGUAUAUGUUUCAAUACACAAGGCCAGUGCAUGAAUCAAGGACUCGGAGAUGUGAUCAGUGCGGAUAUACAGCGGAUCACAUAGACAGCUCACAGCGCCUCACACAGUAAGCUUCCAACUCCAACUGUGGACAACUGGGGUGAUACCAGAUGCUUCCUAUCAGAAAACAAAUCCUCACUCUUCAGUUAGACCUGGGAGUUUGGUUCACGAAUGCAAUGGAUAAGCAGAGCUCGCGAGUUGCUUUCCCUCCCUCAGCAAAUGCUCUUCAUUUCAGUGAUUGAAAAAAUGAUAGUUUCCGGUCAAUGUUAUCUCUCUUCCUGUGGAAGACGAGAGCAAGAAAUCGUGUGGGUAUUUUAUACAGCUU